GAUUCGUAUGAGAGGUUGUCAACGUGGGGGAGCAGGAUGGAGAUGAUCAUGCAGUGGGCUGGGCUGGGCUGCUAUUCUUGUCGUCGACAGGUACCAUCUCAAUUAAGUUAUCGAUAAUCGAUUACCGCUAUCUUAUCACACCACACCACCACCACCACCACCACCACAAACACCAUGCAGCUCCAGAGCCUCCUCCUGACCACCCUCCUGUCCACCGCCGCCCUGGCCUCCCCUCAGGGCGGCGUCGUCUCGGACGUCGUCUCGGGCGCCGAGUCGGCCGCCACUGACGCCGUCGGCGGCGCCACCUCGCUCGCUAGCGCCGCGUCGACCGCGGGAGCCGCCGGGGCCUCGGACGUGACCUCGCUUGCCUCGUCGGUCGCCUCGGAGGCCACCAGCGCGGCCAGCGACGCCCGCUCGGCCGCCUCCAGCGCCGUCUCCAGCGCGCUCUCCGGCUCCUCCUCCGUGUGGCCCGCGUCGACCACCACCCUGACCGGCACCAACGGCUCCGCGACCGCCACCUCCACCAUCUCCGACAGCCUGACCCUGGCCAAGUCCACCUUCACCACCACCCACGACGGCACCACCUCCACCGGCACCACCACCUCCACCGGCACCGUCACCAACAUCGCCUCCGCCUCCUCUGCCUCCGCCUCUGCCUCCUCUUCCACCGGUGCCGCCGGCGCCCAGGCCACCCCCGCCGGCGUCCUGGGCUUCGGUGUCGCCGGUGUCGCCGGUGUCCUCGGUGUGAUGGCCGCCUUGUAAGAUACGUCCUUACGGAUAAGGGGAUCGCGGUGUGGAGAUGUGAGAUGCUCACUGAGAUGUGAGAGGAUUUGUCGGGCUGUGGAUAGGUUGCGUGGGAUUUGAUACCAUCC
Molecule: messenger RNA, 872 nt
Organism: Aspergillus fijiensis CBS 313.89
Lineage: Eukaryota; Fungi; Ascomycota; Eurotiomycetes; Eurotiales; Aspergillaceae
Exons: 2
Coding region: 175-762 (195 amino acids)
Source: RefSeq, a predicted model, not a curated record